This is a messenger RNA of Fopius arisanus, 978 nucleotides long. It is a transcript of the gene Adi1, whose product is annotated as acireductone dioxygenase 1. Bases 95 to 652 code for a protein of 185 amino acids. Gene Ontology annotation, molecular function: acireductone dioxygenase [iron(II)-requiring] activity. Lineage: Eukaryota; Metazoa; Arthropoda; Insecta; Hymenoptera; Braconidae. The transcript has 4 exons. The record is from RefSeq and is a predicted model, not a curated record.
UUAUUAUGAGAGCUCACAUAACCAAAAGGUGGUAGGAAUUUCAGAUUUUUCGACUGAUUUUUAGAGAGACUCAUUAAAAUAGCUUAAACUGGAAAUGGUACAAGCCUGGUACAUGGACGAUAGUGAAGAUGAUCAAAGAUUGGAACAUCAUAAAACACCUCCGCAGUUUUUAACUCUUCAGCAGCUGUACAGGAUUACUGGAGUUGAAUACUUUGAGGUUGAACAUGAGAAUUACUCGAACAAUAAGAAAUUGAAGGAAUUGCGGGAGUCAAGGGGAUAUUCUUAUGAAGACGAGAUCGUGUGUUCCGAAGAAUGUUUGCCGAAUUAUAAAGAAAAGUUGAAGAAUUUUUUUACCGAACAUCUACAUACGGAUGAAGAGAUUCGCUUGGUUCUUGCCGGAUCAGGAUAUUUCGAUGUUCGAGAUAAAGAUGAUAAUUGGAUAAGGAUCAAAGUAACUCCGGGAGAUUUGAUAAUAAUCCCCAGUGGCAUUUAUCAUCGAUUUACUUUGGAUAUGAAGAAUUUUAUCAAGGCAAAACGUUAUUUCGUUGGUGAGCCAGUCUGGCUGCCUUACAAUCGACCAGCCGACGAGAUGGAAUGCCGCCAGGCAUAUUUGCAUCGCCUACAAACGAGUUUUCCAAUGAUCGGUCAAUGAAAAGAGGAAAUUGCAAUAAAAAUUCUAUAUUUCGUACACUUCCGAUGGAAGUCUUCCGACCACUAAAGAAAUCCACUUCAGUGUGGAAGAUCUUACGAAAUUCAUUAAUCAAUGUCUAUUUUUGUAAUUUGGGAUAUACUAUUAUGGGAAUUAAUCAAAUAAAUUAUAAGGCACUUGUUUUUCUUCAAUAGUUCGCGUGAGAAUGAUUGUGAUACGUUCGAGUUGUAAAAAGAAUUACGAUGAUUAUGAAAUGCAAAUAUCUAUGUGAAAUAGAAGUUCAGUGAAAUGUAGACGUGAAUAUAUGGAUUAAAAAAAUUUAUUAUGUA